Messenger RNA from Pseudoliparis swirei, 3148 nucleotides. It is a transcript of the gene keap1a, whose product is annotated as kelch-like ECH-associated protein 1a. The transcript is spliced from 12 exons. Lineage: Eukaryota; Metazoa; Chordata; Actinopteri; Perciformes; Liparidae. Bases 936 to 2738 code for a protein of 600 amino acids. Gene Ontology annotation, molecular function: protein binding. The record is from RefSeq and is a predicted model, not a curated record.
CGCGUAACGCUUAUAUAAUGAUGAAUGAUCCUUGGCCCGCGCUCAGUUUCAGUUUGAGGAAUGCGCGCCGCCGAUCGCAACUUGUUGCACACAUAUAAGUAGCUGUGCACGCGCGCGCAUGUCUUUACGGCGCAAAGCUGCAGAGUCAUGAUGAGGCAUUAACCCCCCCCCCCUCACAAAACAUACACGCGCGCGCAGAGCUCCGCAGCCGCAGCAGCGACUUUUCGGCCUCCCGACCUUCCGUCACCGGGACCGGAGACGCUGCGACCGGGACCGGGGAAACUCCCCGCGGCUGCCGUGAAAGGAUAAGCAACCGACGGGGUUAAAAAAUUCGGGAUACAUCCGAUCGUGCAAUUACACACAGCUGCCGACCUCUUCCUCUUCCCCCCCCCCCCCCCCCCACCCCUCCAUCGGACAACACAUUGCAGAAACGUCAAAAUGAAUCACUUACAACUCCCUGAGACCUGCGGGGUCUGGACCGAGGUCUGAACCCGCCCCGAUCCAGAUUCACGAAGCCCGCCGCCCCGUCAUGUCGGAGGACGGAUCCUCGGACGAGGGGGGAAUACGUGGUUCGCCAUCGGCCCGCCGGUUCGGUUCCCAGCUGGAGUUGGAGUCGUCGUCGUCCAGAGAAACGCGUGAGCUGAAUGUGUCCUACGUGGCAACCGGAUUCAGGAUCAUCAGAGACGGGUCGUACCAUUGCACCGUUCAAAUCCCCAUCUUCUUAGGAAACGUCUCCUUGCUGAAAAUACUUUUUUGUGUUAAAUUUGAGACAAAAUGCUAGAAACCGAGGUGCCUUCAUCAGGACUACGGGAUCUUCAUCUGUUGAAAGUCUGAGCCCGAUGGGAUAAGAACUGAAAACCUUCAAGUGGACAAGACUGUACGUCGAAACGGGUAAAAACUACAACAAAAACAAACCAAAGUACUCCCCUCCCAGAAUGCAUUGCUCGAGGAAGAAACGGCCCACGCGCGUCACCGAUUUCUCGGCCAUCGUGGUUCCCUCGAUGCACGGCUCGGGGUACCUGGACUACGCGGUGGAGACGCACGCCUCCAGAGCCCUGGAGGUCAUGGAGGAGUUCAGGCGCCAGGAGUUGCUGUGUGACCUGGUGCUGCACGUCGCUCACGAGGACCGCACCGUGGACUUCAAGGUGCACCGGGUGGUGCUGGCGUCCUGCAGCCCGUACUUCAGGGCCAUGUUCACCAGAGGCUUCAAGGAGUGCCGCGCCUCGGAGGUCACGCUGCGCGGCGUCUGCCCCCUGGUGGUGGGGAGGCUCAUCGACUUUGCCUACACCGCCCACAUCACGGUGGGGGAGCAGUGCGUGCUGCACCUCCUCCUGGCCGCCAUGAGGUAUCAGAUGGAGGACGUGGCUAAGGCGUGCUGCGACUUCCUCAUCAAGCACCUGGAGCCCGCCAACGUCAUCGGCAUCGCCCGCUUCGCCGAGGAGGUCGGCUGCUGGGAACUACACCAGAGGUGCCGAGAGUACAUUAACACACACUUCAAGGAGGUGAUCAAGGAAGAUGAGUUCUUCAGCCUCUCUCACUGCCAGCUGCUGGAGCUCAUCAGCCAGGACAGCCUGAAGGUGCUGUGUGAGUCGGAGGUGUACCAGGCCUGUACGGACUGGGUCCGCUGGGACAUGGAGGGCCGGGCCCAGUACCUGCACGCCCUGCUGAACGCCGUCCACAUCUACGCCCUGCCGCCGAAGUUCCUGAAGAACCAGCUGCUGUCCUGCCCCAUCCUCAGCAAGGCCAACUCCUGUAAGGACUUCCUGUCUAAGAUCUUCCAGGACAUGACGCUGAGGAAGCUGCCUCCUGCGCCCAACCGAGGGACGCAGCUUAUCUACGUGGCCGGCGGGUACCAGCAGUACUCUCUGGACUCCAUGGAGGCGUACGACCCCCGGAGGAACGCCUGGCUGAAGCUGGCUGACAUGGGCUCGGCGUGUAGCGGCCUGGGCGCCUGCGCGCUGUUUGGGCUCCUCUACACCGUGGGAGGUCGUAACCUGUCGCUGCAGAACAACGCCGAAUCGGCCGCGCUGUGCUGCUACAACCCCAUGACCAACCAGUGGAGCCAGCAGGCCUCGCUGGGCCUGCCCAGGAACCGGGUCGGGGUGGGCGUGGUGGACGGCUGCAUCUACGCCGUCGGGGGAUCGCAGGGCUCCACCCACCACAACACGGUGGAGAAGUGGGACCCGGAGUCUAACCGCUGGUCCUUCGUGUGCCCGAUGUCGGUGGCCCGUCUGGGCGCCGGCGUGGCAGCGUGCGGCGGCGUUCUGUACGUGGUCGGCGGCUACGACGGGCAGAACCGCUGGAACACCGCCGAGAAGUACCAACCAGACACCAACAGCUGGCAGCAGCUGCCGCCCAUGAGCACCAUUCGCAGUGGACUGGGCCUGGUGUGUGUGAACUCUCACCUGUACGCCAUCGGCGGCUAUGAUGGGCGGAGCCAGAUGUGCUCCGUGGAGCGCUACAGCAUCCCCAGGAACCAAUGGGAGCCCAGGGCCUCCAUGCAGUACUGCCGCAGUGCACACGGGGUCGCUGUCCACCAGGGGCGCAUCUUUGUCUUCGGAGGCUUCAACCAGCUCGGCUUCCUGUCCAGCGUGGAGAGUUUCUGCCCCGAGAGCAACGAGUGGACGGCGGUCACCGACAUGCCGGUGGGGCGCAGUGGGAUGGGGGUGGCCGUCACCAUGGAGCCCUGCCCCGGGAGCCUGCAGGAGCAGGAGGAGGACGAGGAGGGAGUCACAUGAGGAGGAGCAGGAAGAGGACGAGGAGGGAGUCACAGGAGCAGGAGGGAGUCACAGGAGGAAGAGGAGGAGGGAGUCACAGGGGGAAGAGGAGGAGGAGGAUCGGUUGAGUAAAUGUUGAAGUGGUGCUGCUUUUCAAAGGGUUGAGGUAAAAAACAUUCCAAUAUGAAAAAAACUCGUCACGCACCUUCGCUCACGUGGACGCCCCCCCCCCCCCCCAUGGAGGACUGCAGAUGGAAGAACAUCUCCACCUCAUUCAUGAGAAAAAGAUCUGGGACAUAACAGAGACCUCACAACCUACACGGUGCUACAGAGACAUAUAUAUUAUGUAUGUUUUUCCUUUUUAUUUCGUGGCAUUUCUUUGUGUGUUCACCGUAUUUUCUUUUGGGACGAAUAAAGUGACUGACGUUUGA